Leucoraja erinaceus (little skate) is the source of this 1939-nucleotide messenger RNA. Its product is annotated as zinc finger protein 239-like. The record is from RefSeq and is a predicted model, not a curated record. Bases 207 to 1253 code for a protein of 348 amino acids. Gene Ontology annotation, molecular function: DNA-binding transcription factor activity, RNA polymerase II-specific; RNA polymerase II cis-regulatory region sequence-specific DNA binding. Gene Ontology annotation, biological process: regulation of transcription by RNA polymerase II. The transcript is spliced from 2 exons. NCBI's taxonomy places the organism in Eukaryota, Metazoa, Chordata, Chondrichthyes, Rajiformes, Rajidae.
CAGGUUGCGGGGCGGCCUCAGCCCGGAAAUGACGCCGCGGCCAAGAUGGAGCCGACCCGCACUGGACGGGUUUAGGAGCCGUUGCUGUGGACGGAGAGACGGGGAUGUGAGCGGCCAUUGAGGGCAGCCAGGGUGCCGGUGAGCCCCCCCACAUCUGCUCGGAGUGCGGACAGACUUCGAGGGGCUGAUCAUCGGUGGAGAAACACAUGACGGGGCACAACAAGGAGAAGCGUUAUGAGUGCGACGUGUGUGGCAAGGCCUGCCUGUGCCCGAGCAAGCUGGAGAUCCACCGGCGGGUGCACACGGGCGAGAAGCCCUAUGCCUGCUCCACAUGCGGCAAGAGCUUUACCUGGCUGUCGGGGCUGCGGGACCACCAGCGGGUGCACAGCAGUGAGCGGCCCUUCACCUGCUCCGACUGCGGCAAAGGCUUCAAGUCGUCCAAGGACCUGAAGGUGCAUAGGCGGUUGCAUACCGGGGAGCGGCCCUUCACCUGCAGCGAUUGCGGCAAGGGCUUCACCCAGUCCUGCAACCUGCUGCAGCACCAGCGCACCCACACCGGCGAGCGCCCCUACACCUGCGCCCAGUGCGGCAAGGGCUUUGCCCAAUCCAGCAGCCUGCUGGUGCACCAACGCACCCACACCGGCGAACGCCCCUACACCUGCGCCCAGUGUGGCAAGGGCUUCACCCAUUCCAGCAACCUGCUAGAGCACCAGCGCACCCACACCGGCGAGUGCCCCUACACCUGCGCCCAGUGUGGCAAGGGCUUCACCCAAUCCAGCAACCUGCUGAGGCACCAGCGCACCCACACCGGCGAGCGCCCCUACACCUGCGCCCAGUGUGGCAAGGGCUUCACCCAAUCCAGCCACCUGCUGGUGCACCAGCGCACCCACACUGGCGAGCACCCCUACACCUGUACCCAGUGCGGCAAGGGCUUCACCAACUCCAGCAACUUGCUGAAGCACCAGCGCAUCCACAGCGAUGAGCGCCCCUAUCCCUGCACCCAGUGCGGCAAGGGCUUCACCUGCUCCACCAGGCUGCUGUCCCACCAGCGGGUGCACGCCGGCGACCGUCCCGUCCCCAGCCCGGUGUGUGGAGAGCGCUUUGCCAUGGCCUCCCACGCCCUGUCUCACCAGCACGUGCACACCAGUGGCCAGCCCUACGACUGCCCGUACUGUGGUGAGGCGUUUGACAGCUCGCGGGGGUUGCGGCAGCACCGGCGGGCCCACGCCGGCGAGCAGCUGCUCCCACUGUGACAAGAGAGCAUGGGGGCUGCGGGAGCACCAGCGGAUACACACCAGAGAGAGACCCUUUGUGUGCGCUGAGUGUGGCAAGGGUUUCACCCGCAUGUCCAGCCUGUGGCAGCACCGGCGUACCCACAGCGGUGAGCGUCCCUUCCCCUGCCCGUCCUGUGGUAAGGGCUUCACCCGCCUUGACCACCUGCUGGAGCACCGGCGAGUCCACACCGGCCAGCGCCCCUUCACCUGCCCGCUCUGUGGCAAGGCCUUUGCCCGCUCCUCCAGCCUGCUGGCACACCGCCACGUGGAUAGAUAGGCGCUGUUUAGGUAAACACAAAAUGCUGGAAGGAAUGGGUAACGUUUCUGGUCGAGACCCUCCUCAGUCUUGACCCGAAAUGUCACCCAGUCCUUCUCUCCAGAGAUGCUGCCUGUCCCGCUGAGUUACUCCAGCAUUUUGUGUCCUUUUUUGUAAACCAGCAUCUGCAGUUCCUUGUUUUUAAACCAUUCUGGUUAACCAUCUCUGCACCUUCCCCAAAGCCUCCACAUCAGUCCUGUAAUGGAGUGACCAGAACUGUAUGCAAUACUCCAAAUGCUACCUGACCAAUGUCCCUUAAAGCUGCACAUAUACAUUCCUCUCUCCUUAUCUCACAUCCUUUUAUCUUCUUAUUUUUUCUCCCCUCUGUCACUUACUUCACUCAUCUGCC